Molecule: messenger RNA, 2718 nt
Organism: Oryza sativa Japonica Group (Japanese rice)
Lineage: Eukaryota; Viridiplantae; Streptophyta; Magnoliopsida; Poales; Poaceae
Product: pollen-specific leucine-rich repeat extensin-like protein 3
Source: RefSeq, a predicted model, not a curated record
GUGGUGGCCCACCUCGUGCCUCCUCCCCCACCCCCCGGCCCUCUCCUCCCCCACCUCCAGCCAUGGAGGCCGCCGCCGCCGCCGCGCGCCGCCUCGCCGUGGCCGCCGCCGCCGUCGCCCUGCUCGCGGUGACCGUGGUCACCGCCGCGGCGCUCUCCGACGCCGAGGCGUCGUACAUCGCGGGGCGGCAGCUGCUGUCCCUCAAGGAGGGCGGCGGCAACGGCGAGCUCCCCGACGACUUCGAGUUCGACAUCCACGUCGACGUCACCUUCGCCAACGACCGCCUCCGCCGCGCCUACGUCGGCCUGCAGGCGCUCCGGCAGGCGAUCUACUCCGACCCCAAGAACUUCACCGGCGGCUGGGUCGGCGCCGAUGUCUGCUCCUACUUCGGCAUCACGUGCGCGGCGGCGCUCGACGACCCGGCCGUCACCGUCGUCGCCGGCGUCGACCUCAACGGCGGCGACAUCGCCGGGUACCUCCCCGCCGAGCUCGGCCUCAUGACCGACCUCGCGCUGUUCCACGUCAACUCCAACCGCUUCUGCGGCGUCAUCCCCAAGAGCUUCUCGCGGCUGGCGCUGCUGCACGAGCUCGACGUCAGCAACAACCGCCUCGUCGGCGGGUUCCCGGAGGUGGUGCUCGACAUGGCCGUGCUCAAGUACCUCGACAUCAGGUUCAACGACUUCGAGGGCGAGCUGCCGCCGCAGCUGUUCGACAAGGGCCUCGACGCCAUCUUCCUCAACAGCAACCGCUUCGUCGGACGCAUCCCGGACAGCAUCGGCGGCUCGACGGCGACGGUGGUGGUGCUCGCCAACAACCACUUCGUCGGCUGCAUCCCGCGCAGCGUCGGGCGGAUGAAGGGGACGCUCAACGAGCUCCUGCUCCUCAACAACCGCCUUGACGGGUGCAUCCCGCCGGAGAUCGGCGAGCUCGCCGACGCCGAGGUGGUGGACGUCGGCGGGAACAUGCUCGUCGGCUUGCUGCCGGAGGAGCUCGCCAAGAUGGGCAAGCUCGAGCAGCUCGACGUGUCGAGGAACCUGCUCGCCGGCGCCGUGCCGGAGCCCGUCUGCAAGCUCCCGUCGCUCGCCAACUUCAGCUUCGCGUACAACUACUUCAGCGUGGAGCCGCCAGCGUGCGUCCCGGCGGAGACCGCCAUGGUCGAGCUCGACGACAAGGGCAACUGCCUCGGCGGCGGGCGACCGGAGCAGAAGACGUCGCUCGAGUGCGCGCCCCUGCUCAAGCGCCCCAUCGACUGCCGGACGAACACCUGCUCGGCGCUGCCGUCGUCGUCGAAGCCGGCUCCGAAGAAGAUUACACCCACGCCGCCCACUCUGGCGCCUCCGCCGUUGAUCAGCCCAAAGGAGGAGACACCGUCACCAUCACCAUACAUAGAGCCUCCUAAGAGCUCACCUCCACCGGUCAAAUUCCCGCUGCCACCGGUACCAGUGAGCUAUCCUCCUCCACCAGUGAAAUCCCCACCACCACCGGCACCAGUGAGCUCUCCACCGCCAGCACCGGUGAGCUCCCCUCCCCCACCGUUAAAAUCCCCACCACCGCCUGCACCGGUGAGCUCUCCACCCCCACCAGUCAAAUCCCCUCCACCGCCAGCACCCGUGAGCUCUCCACCGCCACCGGUAAAAUCCCCUCCACCCCCCGCACCAAUCCACUCUCCACCGCCACCAGUAAAAUCCCCUCCACCCCCCGCACCAGUCUACUCUCCUCCUCCACUAGUAAGAUCCCCUCCACCCCCAGCACCUGUGAGCUCUCCACCGCCACCGGUAAAAUCCCCUCCACCACCUGCACCAGUCCACUCUCCACCGCCACCGGUAAAACCUCCUCCACCCCCAGCACCAGUCCACUCUCCACCUCCACCAGUAAAACCUCCUCCACCCCCAGCACCAGUCCACUCUCCUCCUCCACCAUUAAAAUCCCCACCACCGCCCGCACCGGUGAGCUCUCCACCCCCACUGAUAAAAUCCCCACCACCACCCGCGCCGGUGAUCUCUCCACCGCCACCAGUAAAAUUCCCACCGCCCCCGGCACCAGUGAGCUCUCCACCACCACCAGUAAAAUCUCCUCCACCUCCUGCGCCGGUCAGUUCUCCACCUCCACCUAUGGAAUCCCCACCACCACCUGCACCAGUAAGCUCACCGCCUCCUCCUGUAAAGUCUCCUCCCCCACCGGCGCCUGUAAGUUCUCCACCUCCACCAGUACAUUCACCCCCACCUCCUUCUCCAAUGAUCUCACCGCCUCCACCAGUACAUUCCCCACCACCACCCGUCUUAUCCCCACCGCCACCAGUCGUCCCAUCGCCUCCGCCACCGGCACCAUCGUUGCCUCCUCCAGCCCCUGAGGAGCUAAUCAUUCUACCGCCGAUCUUAAGUCACUCCUAUGCAUCACCGCCGCCGCCCCAAUUUGAAGGAUAUUAAGUUAUCGUGACAACACCGGCGGCACAUCCAUGACAACGACAAGGUGCAGCAGCAGUGAUCAUUAGCAAUGCCUUCCUCUUUUUUCUCACAAUCUCACGUACUCCCAUGAAAGAAAGAGUACAAAAUGCAUUUACAAGUAUAAAUGCAUGUAUAUAUGUGUACCCUGGAGAAGAGGAGUGUGUGCAAUGUGUACAAAGAGGAAAUGUGGUUAACACGAUGUAAUUGUAAGAAGACAUGAAAGCGGCAUUUUUGGGUCAUUUUUACCGAUCGAUAGAAUUCGGACCAUUUUUUA